AUGAGUUAAAAACUAGCCCUCUAGAAAAAAUAAUCUUUCGACUUAUCAUUACUCUUUGGGAAUAGAUUGAUUCCUGGAGGACCAUUACCAGAUAAUAUUAGUCCAGAUCAAUUAACUGCAAACUAUUAUUUGAGCAAUAAUGUGUUUCCCAACCUACUUUAAGCUGUUGAAAUUCUCCUUGAGAAAAUAGAGCAGAAUGGGGAGUUAGACAAAUUUAUGAAUGUUGUUUCAGCAAGACAUGAAAAGGAAAAGAAAGAGUAGAAACAAAAAGAGAAAGAUAAGAGAAGACAGUAGCUUGGUGAUGCCUAUGUUUCUUCUGAUUCAGAUAUUAUGGAAGAAAGCGAAGAAGAUGAAUAGGAUUCAGAGGAUAAUGAUGAUGAUGAGGAAGACUUAGAAAACUCACAAACACUUACUAAUGAAUAUGAAAACACAGAAGAACUUAUUGAUUAAGAAAGUUAUGUAUCCUCUGUUUAUGAAACUUAGAGUAGACAGAGGAAAUCUAGGAAAAGUGCAGGCCAUGUACUAGUAGUAGAUGAAUAAUUUAAUGCUCUUAGAUUUUUAGCCAAUACCCUGAAAGAGUUAUGCCGAGCAUAGAGGAGGUAGAAUUCAAGUGUAAAUUAAUUGAAAUGUUGA
Messenger RNA from Stylonychia lemnae, 633 nucleotides. The record is from the annotation of a GenBank genome assembly. Lineage: Eukaryota; Ciliophora; Spirotrichea; Sporadotrichida; Oxytrichidae.